Molecule: messenger RNA, 3819 nt
Organism: Naegleria fowleri
Lineage: Eukaryota; Heterolobosea; Eutetramitea; Acrasida; Naegleriidae
Exons: 5
Coding region: 1-3819 (1272 amino acids)
Biological process (GO): regulation of proteolysis; proteasome-mediated ubiquitin-dependent protein catabolic process
Cellular component (GO): cytoplasm
Molecular function (GO): ubiquitin protein ligase binding
Source: RefSeq, a predicted model, not a curated record
AUGCUCGAAAACGGCAAAAGUGAGGCCUCAACAGGUUCCCUUUGUGUGUCCAGUAGCAGCGGGAUUGAAAAGAAGAGAAAAGAGCCUCCGACAUCGAAUGAUGAAGAAGAGGUUGUGGAGUAUUCAAAAUCGGCCAACAACGAUGAUUCUGAUGAGCUCUUCUUGAGAAAGAAGAUGAAAUUUGAAAAUCAAGUCUUUGAAGAGCCCUUGCCCGAAACUGCCUCUGUCGGAGAGGUUUUGAAACAAUGGCACGUAAAGAAAGCCAAGCAAGUUUUCAAGGAUUUAUUGAUGGAACAGAACUUUCAAAAUGGUUCCUCUACGGCCCUUCCUCAUGAGGAGCUUCUUAAUGACCUGAUCAAAAACAGAGAAGAAAUUGAAAGCUUAUCCUUGUUCAUGCUCGAACAAACAGUUAUCAAAUGCCAAGUCCAUUCAGUUCAAUUUAUUCGCGAUUUAUUGGAAAAGAAUCAAGAAGAGUUAACAAGGGAAGAAGACAACAAAUACCAAGUUGAAUUGUUGUUGGGAGACACAACUCGUAGUUCGCAAAUGAGUGAUAGCGAUAUUUUGAAGCAUUGGCUCAAAUAUGUGCUUCCAAAAGUUGUUUCCAAGCAGAAUGAAUUGAAUUUGGUAGAGGCAAACAAUGAAAUCCCCUCAGAGCAUACCAAAAACGACGAAGUACAAGAUUUGUAUGAAGAAUUCGACAGAGUAUCUGGAACGGAUAUGCUUGCUUUGAAUAUCGAUGAAACCUAUCUCCUUCAGGACGGAGGAACUUUACAACUUAAUGAAGAUGAACUAGAUGAGAAUGAAGUUGAGAGCUCUCGAUGUGAAGUUGUGCCUGAAUUAAGCUACACUCCAAAAGGAAACUUCCCCAUACGAUUCAACAGCGAGUCCAACAAGUUUGUUUUCACAGAAAGCUCGAAUGAGAACGACCAAGACAGUUGUAUUCAUUGCACAUAUUUAUUUGAUGAGAUGUUGCCUGACGAACAAGAUGCCAAAUACAUUGAAAUUCCAUUGAUUGACUUGAAGAGCACGGACAACCCAUUUGCUUAUUUAUUGAAGAGGGUUAUGACCAUGUUUGAACGAAACACUGUUCCUCAAGAACAUCAAACUUUGGAAGUUUCCAGAAUUCGCUUGGCGACUUCUCUCUUGCUUUUGAAAUGCAUUAACACAGAGCUUGUAUACUUGAGAAAUAGAACUGUUUCCUCCGCAUUCGGCAUCAUGAGUAGACCUCUUAUUAGAAUGGUAAUUGAUGCUUUUAUUGACGACAGAAACUGCAAUUAUUUUCAAAUGGACGACGAACAGCAGGCAUUUAUUGUAGGAACAGAUGAAGAUGUUAAACAAGAUAUUCAACUCCAAUGUGCAGACAGUCAGCUAUCAGAAGAAACUUCAGUAAGUGAGUACGAAGAAACUGACGAAGACCAUGAAGACGGUGAUGGAGAAACUAAUUGCUUGCAUGACCCUUCUCAUACCACAAGCGAGUCCACUGAAAACACUGAAGAGACAGUAGAAAAUGCAGAUGAUGUUUCGGAUCACUAUUCCACUUGUUCGUCUUCUGAUUGCGACGUUGAGGAAAUUACUGGCUUUAAUAAGUAUAAUCAUCCCAUGUGGCAUAACAAUAUGCCACAGUCCAAGUAUAUUGAGCUUUGCUCAUUUAACAAGAGCAUUAGCAACCCUGUACCAAUAAGUUUGACAUCAACACACGAGUUUCUUUCAUCAGAAUAUUUAGAUGGCGAUGAAAUGAUCAAGGAGCCUUUGGUUGAACAAGAAAGAGUUACAUUUUACAUUGAGGAUGAUUACAAUGCUGAAGAUAUGCUUCAAAGUGUAUCUCACGUAUUUGAGCCCACAUUACAACCAAACCAUCAAGCUCCUGAAAGCAAUUCAUUGGUUCCUGACAUGCUCCGAUUAAUGAGACGAGCUGGAGUGAAAUCUGAGCACGAGGGGGCCAUCAUGGAGGGCUUUUUUUCUCUGAAAGAAUUUAUUUCUAGACAUAUUGAGUACUUAAUUGCUACAAAAACUGAUGACGUUGUGACUAUGGAAGAUGUUUUGAGUGCUUCGAAGACUAUUUGGAAAACUGUUCAUGCUCCCAUGUCGCACGACUAUGUUAUCAAUGACAGACCACGAUAUAAAGAAUGUACCAUUCCACUCGAGUAUUCAACUAAACCAGAAUAUCCUCCAGCUAAACUCGAACUGAUCGAGUUUGAGGAUACGUUACUACAAUCCACUUUGCAAUAUUUCCAUGAUGAUGAGAUGGAGGAUCCUACGCCUAUUACUAUCUACGAUAAGCAUGCCAACAAUGGCAAAAUGGCAGAUUAUAUUGCCUUCUUCUUGGAUGAAAUUAAGGAAAAUCAACCUAAAGCAUAUUAUUGUGACAGUUUUAUUUGCUCUGGCGAUGGCAGAAAACUAGGAAUUUAUACACCGAUCGUAAAGUGUCGGUGUCCUUCAUUGUAUAGUCGAUAUUUUGACACACAUGAAAAGAGAAAACAAGGACUCGAUAUUGCCAAAAUUGAGGAAGAGCUUCCAAUCAGACAUCCACCAUUUGAAUUUGAUUUAAUCUUUGAGUGGAUGGAAUAUGUAUAUAGAGGUUAUAUUCCUGAGAGUGGUGAUGAUGAACACUACAGACAUGAUGAUUAUUUGAACAAUGGCAAAUUCUAUUUCUUGAUCACACAAAUUGAUGAUUAUUUUCCAUUGACGAUCGAGGAAGAUGAAAACUGGUCCUCAUCACAACUCGGUAAAGAUAAGGAGUUCAAAUUAGAUCGCUAUGAUCCGAAAAACACGUGUUACACAUUGCACAAACUUUUUCAAGAUGAGGAAUCUAAAGAUUUCAAAAUUUAUAUUUUAAAGGAUGAAAACAAACUUGAGUGCUCCUUGCAUAAAUAUGUGUUAGCUUCGAGAUCUGAAUUUUUCAGAAAGAUAUUCGAAAAUGAAAAUUCAUUGGAAGAAUAUGAUGUGUCUGCGAUUUUUGCAGACGAAAAGUCAAUGAAAAGCUUUACAUUCUACAUUUAUCACAACUUUUUAGAAAAACCAAGUUGCCCCUUUGAAAUGAUCAGCGAACAACAUGAACUCGAAGAUGACGCUAUUGACGAUGAGAUGGAGGAAGAUUGUGAAAGCCCAAUUCAUGAAAAAAGUUACACAAAUGAGGCUGACGCAAAAAUUAUCGGUGUAGAAAUCUCUACGACGGAGAGAUCUGGAAACUCUGAGUUGAAAUCCAUUGACAAAAGCGAGGAUCAAUCUAUUUCUGAAGAGUCGUAUUCGCUGGGCGGUGUCUUUAACUUAUACAAAGCGGCUGAUCAUUUAGGUACUAUCGAACUGUGUCAACUUUGUGAAUACUUGGUUGGCCAGCAGACAACCAUGGAGAAUGCUCUAGAGAUUCUUGAUUUUGCUAUUGAAAAUGGAUCGAUUGAAGCAUUUAGUGCGGCAGAACUAUUUAUUCUAUCAUGCGGCAACCUAUCUUUCAUUUAUGAAAAUUUUAGUGGAGAAGAACUCAAUUACUUCAUUGAAUUACAGGGACCUAUUACCUUCGACAACGUUAUUCGAAAGCUGGAAUAUGUUAUGAAGAUUAUUAACUCAAAUUCAUCAUUAGAUCUUAAUGACGUUUACAAAGAGCGAUUGUCACAUUUUCACAAACCCAAGCUUGUUUGGUUUAUUGUAAGAAAUAUUUCUCAAAUUUCAAUGGAAUUCCUUCAAAAAUUGCAAGGCAUUCAAUACUCGUAUGUUGUGGAGAAAAGCUUGGAAGGAAAUGAUCAAACAUGUCAAAAGACAGUUACAACCAAUUUGUUGUCCAUUGUACAAUAUUUGGCAGAUAGAUAUGGAUACAUCUGCUAA